AUGGCGCCCACAAUGGCCACAACAAAUGGGCAUGUCUCAGAAAUUCUCUGGGUAGCUAAUGCCUCCGAUACACCACUAUCCCCGCAGCCGGAUAUCUUCAAUGCCAGCUCCGUCGCCGAAAUCAAAGCCACGCUGUCUCACCUCCACACCCAGGAAGCAUCCGUAACCGCCCGUCUUGAUGCUCUCGUAACAUCCCAAAAAGACCUGUCCAGGGAACUGGGCAGGCUGGAUCUAAUGCGCGCCAACAUCGGAUCCCACGCCAGUACAACCCGCUCCAUCAGCCACAGCAUGCUCUCCGAAGCCGCUGGCACCGCCGAUCGGAUCUCCAGCGCCGUCCGCCGGUUGGACCUGGAGAAAGCGCGAGUCAAAGCUACAUUAGAGGUUGUUGAGCAGGUGGCUGAACUCAAGGCAUGUGCAUUGGGUGUGGCCGGGUCCAUGGGCGCACCCCAGGAUUGGGAGAAAGCCGCCAGCUACCUGCACCGGGCAGCGCAGAUUCCUAGCGUGGUUGUGAACGGCGCUUUUGCUGCUGAAAUGGUUCCUACCGCCGACGUGCCAGAUCCACCAAGUGUGACUUUGGAUAAUGCGGCGGAGUCGCUAUGCGGACUGUUUCUGCGGGAGUUCGAUAAGGCAGUUAAAGAAAACGACGGCGCAAAGAUCACGCGCUUCUUCAAGCUUUUCCCCCUGAUAGGCCGAUCCGAGGUCGGACUCGAUGUCUAUGGGCGUUACGUGUGCCAGGGCGUGGCAGCGAAGGCUCGUGCCAAUCUCAAUGCGGCUACUGGCGGUGCGACAAAAGACGGGUUCUUCUACGCCAGCGCACUCACUAAGUUGUUUGAGCAUAUUGCACAAAUUAUUGACGGUCACGGCGGGCUCGUUGAACACCACUACGGUCCACGGAAAAUGGGACGUGUCAUUGAACGCCUACAGAUUGAGGCGGAUGUACAGGGUGGUAUUAUCCUUGAUACAUGGGGUGAUGAGCGGCAUGUCGAUCGCAAGAUGAUGGAUAUUAAGUCCUAUGCCUUCACGUUCUUGGUUCAGAGCUUCCUGCCUGCUCAACGACCAGGCCCGCCUCGCUCACAGUCCCCUGCCACUGGCGCCGGUGCAACCGAUGAGGAAGGAGUGGAUAUGAAGGAGAUCGACGGCAUUUUGAAUGAAAUGGCAAUCAUGCUAGGCCGGUGGUCGCUGUACUGUCGGUUCUUGGCUGAUACAUGUAAUGUCAGUACGCCUACUCCUCUGUCCUUUCUCGAAACUAACAAGUCGCAGCCACCGGGUGAUGAAAACGCCGAGAAGAGCUUCGAGCUUCCCAGUUUCCUUCGGGAGUCGUCGUUGGCCCAAAAGAUUAACGACCGUCUGGUCUCGCCUUUCAACGCAAUGACAACCUUCUUCUUCCGCCGUUCGGUCGAAAAGGCCUUCCAACUGGAUGAAUCACCCUCGGGCCUCACGCUGAAUAUCCAACGGCCCCUGAAAGCCGACCCCCCGCAUAUCACCUCCGCCGUCGACGACAUAAUGUACAUUGUCAACAAAGUCAUCCAGCAAUCCAUCGCAACCUCCCAAGAAGCGGUAGUCACAAACGUUGUCCCCACUCUCUCCCGCGUCCUAGGCUCGGACUUCAUAGGCAUGACCCAGCGCAAAAUGCGCGACGAGUGCUACCCCCGCGCAUCCGUCCAAGGCGGCCAACCACCCGAGCAAAUGACCAUCGCUUUCCUCGUCCAAAUCAACAACCUAGACCUAGGAGUCGACUACAUCCGCCGCAUCGUCCAAAACAACACAGGCUCCAAGACACUCCCGGAAACCCCCUCCCCAACCCAAACAACCGACCACCUCCAAAACAUCUUCCCAUCCCCAACCUCCGCCGCAAAAGUCUACUCCACCCUUCUCGCCCUCUCAACAACCUUCGAAUCUAAAAUAACAGACCUCCUCAACGACGGCAUCCAAGUAAUUUUCAACAACGUAAUAAAGCCCCGCCUCCGCCCAAUCCUAGCGGACGCUUUCCGCGAUAUCGACUACACCCCCGACCCAACCUCCCAAUCCUUCGACCCAGAAACCAGCGCCAGCGAACUCGUCAAGUCGCGCUUCACAGCCUCCUGGACCGACGUCCUCGCGCCGCACGCGCGCAUCCUCACCGCGCCAGCCUUCGAUCGCGUGCUCGGCGUCACGCUUGCGUAUCUAUCCCGGCUGCUGGAGAAGAGGCUGUACUCGUAUCAUUCACGGAUCAACGCGCUUGGUGCUGCCCGGCUCGAACGUGACAUCGCCGGCCUUGUUGGGGCUGCUGUUGAGGUGGGAUAUGUUGCUGGUGCGCCAGGGAGGUAUAAGCAUCGUGAGGUGUUUGAGCGGGUUGUGCAGAUGACGCUCGUUUUGAGUAUGGAUGAGGAGGAGUGGGAGGAGGUGAGGAGGGGGUGGGGAUGCUGCUGA
Messenger RNA from Penicillium soppii, 2409 nucleotides. RefSeq names its product Golgi transport complex subunit COG4. The coding region runs from base 1 to 2409 and encodes 802 amino acids. The transcript has a single exon. NCBI's taxonomy places the organism in Eukaryota, Fungi, Ascomycota, Eurotiomycetes, Eurotiales, Aspergillaceae. The record is from RefSeq and is a predicted model, not a curated record.